Molecule: messenger RNA, 1953 nt
Organism: Sungouiella intermedia
Lineage: Eukaryota; Fungi; Ascomycota; Pichiomycetes; Serinales; Metschnikowiaceae
Source: the annotation of a GenBank genome assembly
AUGUUUGGAACUAUCAGUUGCUCUUCUGCAAGUGUACCCAGGGGCGCAAAGUCGAAGGUCAGCUCCAAGAACCCGGGCAAGUCUAAUUUCCACCAGAAGAAGGUCAGACUUGAUAAAUUUGUAGGGGCCACCUUCAGAUCCAGCACAGGAUGCUGGGGCUGUCGUAACCGCCGCAAGAAGUGUGACGAAACCCAUCCAGCAUGCAAUGCUUGCGUGAAACGGAACAUUCAAUGUAUAUGGAGAACGAAAGGUGAGAGGUUGAAUAGACCACAUAAGAUCAAUGACUAUCAUGUACCAAAAGAAGGCAAACCAUCGGAAAGUUUACUCAGUUGUGGUAGAUCGCCUCCAGCAUUUGAAAAUGAGCAGGAUCAUAUAGAAUCUGGAAGCUCGGGACGCUCAGGAAAUGAUAAUUCUGACCACUCAAACAUUGAUGGCUCAGGCCGCUACCAGGCUGGUUUGUCAAAUCCAAAGAUUGAAACCUCUCUUUCAGAUGCUAGAAAUUCACAUUCAGAUAGUCCAAUGAUCUAUGCUGAGGUCCAGGAUUCAAGCCAGCCAGAAAUCAUCUCUGAUGUCAUAGAGAUAUCCACCAAGACAACCUCUCUUGAUCUUUCUCCUACAAGAAGCUCUUGUCUUGUUCCUAGAGACAGAUCCAUGUCUCUUGCACCGCAAAAUUUCCACUUUGAGCCUUUCAGGUUUUAUCCUCCUCAACUUCUCCCAGAUUUCUGCGGAUUCUUAGACUCCAAAGGGGUAUCGUUUGUGAAUCACUUCGACCACAAGGUUUCUGGUGCUCUAACUGUGAGUCCCAGCGUCUCCAACUAUUUUUCCAAAACUUUCCUUCUGUUAGCUGGCAUAGAUGAAGCUGUGGGCCAUGCCAUAGCUUCGUGGGGUGCCUAUUAUGUGCAUAGGUCGCUUCAUCUGGAUGUGGAGCACCAUUUUGGCCAGGCAAUCGGGCUGAUCGCCAAAAGAUUUACUCGGGGUGUGGCAGUGACAAAAUACGACUACUUCGUUCUCAUAUGCUUCCAUUUGGUUCUUCUAGGGUUCUUUGUAUGUCAGGGAGAUGCUUCUCAAUGGUGGAUAUGUUUCAAGAAAUGCCACGAACUCAUCAAAAGGUUCGGAGGCUUAGAAGCACUUUGUGAGGAAUUCAAUUACCUGAACGAUAUCAAGUUUCUUGUAUCGAACUUUUUUUACCACGACAUCAUGGCCUCACACGCUUUUAUUCAUGGCCCGCUAAUUGAGGUGCAACAAUACGCUCGUGUGUUUGGAAAUGGCUUUUUUGAUUCCAGUUACGGCAUCGAUCCCUUACAAGGAUGUCUUAAUCCGGUUUACAUGUUGCUAGCAGAAGAGCUCGAGGUGCGUACGGUGAUGCGAUCUCGAAAAGAAAGGUUAGAUGCUAUCCUCAACGAUGAGCUUGGAACAGAAGAUGAUCCAAGUAUUCUUCAUGAAUUUGAUGUCAUGAGGACACAAUAUUUAGAAUUCUGUGCCGAGGUUCAGAUUCAAUUUGAGACUAAUAUCGCCAAUUGCCAAAUUGAUCACAGUUUGCUAUCCAAAACUGACCAGUUCGAGCUGGAUGUUCAUUUACAGACAUUUGAACUUUUCAAGCUCGUUUGCAAGCUUUACUGGGUGCUUUUCAUCAAAGAAACAUCUCCAACUUCCAACGAGCUGCAGCUCUUAUUGAUCAAGCUUAUGGAUGGAAUUGAAAAAUUGGUUGAUUCCCGCAUGAUUGUUGUUCUUUGCUUGCCAUUGCUAGUUGCUGGAGUUGCGAGUUAUACCAAACAUGAUCGUCGAAGAUUAGAGAAGAUUUUUGUGAGAAUAAUAGCCAAUUGCCCCAUUCAAAAUGUCAAGAAGGCGUGGGUGGUGGUCAAAGAAACAUGGAAGAGAAACUCUGGCGGGGAUAAAACGUUGGACUGGGCCGACGUGUGUGAAUACCUUGGGUGGGAAUUAUGUGUUUGCUAG